GGGGGAGGGAUCCUGAGAGGAGUGGUGUGAGUAGUAGAUCUGUACCAGUACAGAGGGAUAGGCCAAUAAGUGAUAUAUUUCGGUAAGAUUGGAUUUUUUGCAUUUAUAGCAAUGGUUAUCAACUGUACUGCAGGGAUAGAAUGUAAGUCUCCGAAAAUGUAGGUUUUGGUGGCAGAUGCAGAGAAGUAUUUGGGUGUGCAAGACUUGACAUCAGACGAAUUACAGGGUGUGUUAAGCAGUGGUGCCCAUCCUUUCAGGUUGUUGGCCUAAGGUAGGACUAAAUAGAUUUAGAAAUAGUGGAGUAGAAUGGUGUUAUUUUUAUAUUUUUCUGAGUGUAGUGUUAAUGGUAGGGUCUGUAUUUAUUUAUUAAAAAAUUCAAGCAAAGUAUAAGGGAGUUGUACUCCAGUCUAGUAGAUGGCGGUAAUGCAACAUUUAUUGGAUACCAACCGCCGUUAAACGUCAUCGAAGAAUCCUAGUUUCUUCAAAAAUGUCUGUUAUUGCCUGCUUCACAGCGGUAUCACACAAAAGAUGCUAGCUAUUUUAUUUUAUUUGAACGUUACGUGAAUGAGUCUGAGGGCAAAAUGUCAACUUACAAUAUGUUCCAGUCAGAAACAACAUCGAUUAUGGCUUUUGUCGUCGAGACUGUAAUGAAAGAAAUUAGCCAUCUUUCAAACGCGCAACACUCGGACGCUAACGACUGCAGUAAACCGGAGAGAGAGCUUUGCACCAUGAUGAAUCUGGUGAUGGGGGAGGCUAUUCGUAAAAUCUGCCAACUAUUCCUAGUGACCUCCUCACGUUUACAAAAUGAAAAUGGGAAACUGAAAACCAAGGUGGAGCAGAUGGAGGAAGAUAUGAAGACAAUAACUGAGAAGGCUGAACAUUAUAGAAUGUCUCUAGCUAAAGUACAGGCACAAGCGGAACCGAAAGGACCCACCCAUGUUCUGCACAAUGGAAUCAUCUUUGCAAUUAAACCACUUGAUCUCCCAGUGUUGCCUGGAAUGACAGCGGGUUCAGCUUUGCCAGGGAAUGUCAGUCAGGCGAACCCUGUCACUAACGCAGCAUCAGUCCGUGCAGGUCCUGCAAAAGUUUGCAGUAAACCCACAGAGACGUCUUCAUUGGAGAAUGACUCCUCUCUGGGAGACACAGAUGGACUGAAUACAGACCCCUCCCCAAGAGACACUGAAUCCAACGUUGAGCAUAUGAGAGCUGCUCUGCCAGGGAGCAACGAGAGAGACGGCCAUGAAAGCCAGAAAAACAGCAAUACUACUAAAGGGACACGAUCCAAAGAAACCAAACGCUUCAAGUGUGAUAUUUGUGAGAAGACCUUCAGCAAGAAAGAGUUGUUGAGAGUUCACAAGUUAACACAUACAAGACCCUUCAAGUGUGAUGUGUGUCAGAAGACCUUCACCAGGAAGGGGUUACUGGAAGCUCACAAGCUAAGUCACACAAGACCCUUCAAGUGUGAUGUUUGUGACAAGGUCUUCAACCUGAACCGCUUGCUGGUACGUCACAAGCUAAUUCACACAGGAGAGAGGCCAUUCGCUUGUGGUCAGUGUGGCAAAACAUUCAGAAUGUCCAAGCAGCUUGAACAUCACAUGUUGCGUCACAGAGAAAAAACGUUCAGUUGCAAAGUUUGCGACAGUAUAUUCCCUGCCAAGAAAGAUCUGACACAACAUCGGCUUGUUCAUGCUUUGGAGAGACCGUUCAAGUGCCUGACUUGUGGAAAGGGUUUCACAUCAAGGGCCGCGCUUAUGGGGCACGAGAGAAUCCACACCGGUGAAAAACCACACAGCUGUGCUGAAUGUGGGAAGAGUUACAGACUGUCUUAUGACCUAAGUAUUCAUAUGCGAAGACAUACAGGUGAACGUCCGCACUUAUGCUCAGAGUGUGGUAAGAGCUUUAUAACUAAAUCCAGCCUUGAAAACCACAAGGUAAUCCAUACAGGGGAGAAGCCAUUUAAAUGUGAGACCUGUGGAGCUGCUUUUGGCCAUAAAGCAAACCUUCAGAGACACCAAGUUCUUCACACAGGGGAGAGACCGUACAAAUGUAAAGUGUGUGGGAAAAGCUACCUUCAGUCCACUGACCUAAAAGCUCACAUGCACCGUCAUGGAGCAACCAAACCAUUUAUGUGUGACCUAUGUGGAAAGACUUUCAUUUACAAUUACCAAAUGAGACAGCACAAUAUAAAAUGGCACACAGCUGAAGGAGAGAACCUUCCUGGGGGAGUUGGAACCUCAACAAAGCCAUUCAGUUGUGAUGUAUGUUUGAACGGCUUCAGCUCCAUGCUAACUCUGAAAAAGCAUCAAGAAAUUCACACAGGACAAAAUCAAUACUCUUGUUCUGUUUGCGGGAAAACCUUUGCCUAUAAAAAUACUUUGGACUAUCACAUGAAACUUCACAGUGGAGAGAAGCCCCAUGAAUGUAAAUACUGUGGAAGAAAAUUCAUUCUUAAGCAAGCUCUCAAAGGACAUGAGCGAACCCAUACAGGUGAAAAGCCCUUCAAAUGCGGUUAUUGUGACAAGACUUUCUCAGUCAACAGCAAUCUCAAAAGGCAUGAGCGAGUCCACACGGGAGAGAAGCCAUUCAAAUGUGACGUCUGCGGGAGAGGUUUCAGCCAAGCCAACAACGUCAAAGCCCACAUGCAAGUCCACACUGGAGUUAGGCCUUAUUAUUGCAAGAGAUGUGGAAAGGGCUUUUCUGACAUAAGACACUACAAAAACCAUAGCUGUAAUGGUGUGGCAGUGACACGCAAUCAGUCUCGUAAACCUUCUGACCGCACUUUCAGAAGUAGGAAAGGAGGUAGAGACAGGAGUGCUUGCCAUAAUGCUGCUGUGAUGUCGACUCAGUGAUAUAUUCUUGAUCAUUCACAGUGGGGCAACUUCCUGCUUUCAGACAUCAGGAACAACAUGGAUGUAUUCAGCAGGGUGAGAAGUUCUCGGGUGAGUUUCUGGAAAGCCUCGUAGGAAAUGAGAGGCAUAUCUGCCGUAAUGCUUGGAGAUUUUGCUAUAAAUCUUAGUCAAUGUUCAUGAGCCCACAUUAUCAUGGAGACGUUGUAUAUUUCUGACUGUGUUCAAUCAUUUACAAUGUGUUUUUUUUUCUGUUGUGUAAAUCCUUAAACACCUAAUUUAUGUGAAAAUAUCAGAACUACACAUUAAUACUUUGUCCAUCAGCUACAUAGGAUCGCUCAAUUAGUUGUUCAGGUGAUUGUCCUGAUUGGGCAAGAAUUUUGAAGGAAUUCUUGUUUUUAAAGGUCCAAUGUUGUUUCUAUGUCAAUAUCAUAUAAUUUCUUGGUAACAAUUGAAGUACCUCAUUUUGCUUGUUUUCAAUUAAAAUGGUCAAAAAUAUAUUUUAAAAUCAC
Molecule: messenger RNA, 3358 nt
Organism: Oncorhynchus mykiss (rainbow trout)
Lineage: Eukaryota; Metazoa; Chordata; Actinopteri; Salmoniformes; Salmonidae
Biological process (GO): regulation of transcription by RNA polymerase II
Molecular function (GO): RNA polymerase II cis-regulatory region sequence-specific DNA binding; DNA-binding transcription factor activity, RNA polymerase II-specific
Source: RefSeq, a predicted model, not a curated record